GGUCAUCACGAGGCGCCGUGCUGGGAAGCGGGAAGCGCAGAGUCUUCUGAGCCAUUAUGGCAGUCAAGUGGACUGGUGGACAUUCUACUCCUAUUCUCUGCCUGAAUGCAAGUCAAGAAGGGCUGGUAGCUUCUGGAGCAGAGGGCGGAGAUCUCCACCUCUGGGGUGAAGAUGGGACUCCGUUGGGACACACACGCUUCCAAGGGGCUGAUGAUGUUACCAGUGUUGUAUUCUCUCCCUCCUGCUCCACCAAGCUCUAUGCUUCACAUGGGGAAAACAUUAGCAUACUGGAUGUCAGGUCUCUCAAAGGUUCCCUGGACCAUUUUCAUGUGAAUGAAGAAGAAGUCAAUUGUCUUUCAUUGAAUGAAACUGAAAACCUACUGGCUUCUGCUGAUGACUCCGGGGCAAUCAAAAUCCUAGACUUGGAAAAUAAGAAAGUUAGCAGAUCCCUGAAGAGACAUUCUAAUAUUUGCUCCUCUGUAGCUUUUCGGCCUCAGAGACCUCAGAGCCUGGUAUCAUGUGGACUGGAUAUGCAGGUGAUGCUUUGGAACCUUCAGAAAGCCAGGCCAGUCUGGAUUACAAAUUUACAGGAAGAUGAAACAGAAGAAAUGGAAAGCCCACAAUCACCUGGUCAGCUUUUAAACCCUGCUUUAGCCUACUCUGUGUCUGUGGCAUCUUGUGGCAAUAUUUUUAGCUGUGGUGCAGAAGAUGGUAAGGUUCGAGUUUUUAGGGUGAUGGGAGUCAAAUGUGAACAGGAACUAGGAUUUAAGGGCCACACUUUGGGGGUAUCCCAGGUCUACUUUCUGCCACAAUCCUAUUUGCUACUUACUGGAGGGAAUGAUGGAAAGAUAAUGAUGUGGGAUAUAAGCAAUGAAGUUGAGAAAAAACAGAAAAGCCCUACAAAACAUACUCACAGGAGGAAAACUAAAAGGCAAGGUGGAAAACCUAAUGCUUCAGGAACAGAUGAAGAACGUGGCAAAAUUUUACCAAAGCUAAGUAUUGAACAUGGAGAAAAAGUGAACUGGCUCUUGGGUGCAAAAAUAAAGGGACACCAAAAUAUAUUAGUAGCUGAUCAAACCAGUUGUAUAUCUGUAUAUCUCUUAAAUGAAUUUUAAACCCAAUAAAAACAUUUGAAAAACUGCAAGACAGUUUUUCGUUUGUUUUUUUUUUUUAGAUUAAAAAAGCCCUGAUUUUUCACUUAAGCCAUCUGUGUUAUGCAGAGUAACAACAAUCCAUUGUAUAAAUUUUAAGACAUUUGAAUAAAAAAGAUAAUAUUUCAUGCAAUAAAUGACAUUAAAAUUUAGGGGAAAAAACUAACAUUCACUGAGUACCGGCCAUAUACUCAGCCACUCAGCCAUUUCAUAUAUAUUUCAAUAUGUAAAUUACAUAUGUAUUUUAUGUAUAUUUAACUUCUUAUUCCAAAUCAAAGAAGUAGGUGAUUUCCCCCAUUUUAAGGCCACAGAAAUCGAGGUACAGUGAUGUUAAGUAAUUUAAGAAUCCAGGAAAAUUGCAGGCACAAUUAACUCACCAACAAAAGACCUUGGUUGUCUUAUCAAGCCUCCUGCUUUAGGGAAAUCUGUAUCUUGAUCCAGUUGUGGUUACAUUAGUUAUUUUGGAUCCUGGAAUGUCAUGAAGAUCCUUACCAAGUUGGAGGAAGAAAGAAACCUGUUCAUGUUUGUUCUAUGUAAAACCCAAGUUUUGCUACACCUUUUGCUAAUGUUUCUAAGAAGAGCAUGCCAGGGUCAGAUUAUUUUAAGAUAUUAUGUAACAAUCUGCCAUGUUGCUGGUAGGGCCAAGAAUAAACUGAAGUUAUGAAUAAGCAGAAACAUGACUAAGCAAAAGAUAAUGAGGGAUUAGAGACUAGAGGCCCAGGUAAUGUGUCGAGUAAGUUCCUUUUCAUCAUGGCCUAAUUGCUGUCUUUUCUGUAUGUUCUUUCAGCCUCUGAUUAUACUGUCUACUCUUUUUUUUUUUUUUUAAACGAAUGUACUUUAAAUUGACCUACAGAUUAAAAAUUACUUACUGAAGACCAGUGGUCAUUUCACUUCCUAAUCUGUUAAAGCUGGAAAACCUCAAGGAACUUGGUUAACCACUUACUCUUAUUGUUUCACCCCAUCUACAUAAUUCUGCCUACUGUAAAUAUUUAAAGUUUUGAAAACAAUCUAAUUGGUUAACAUUAUCCUUGUUUGUGUGGAACUUUUUGAUAAGCUCAAUCACAUUGCAGAUGACAAAAACCAAAUUCAGAAUGGCUUAUGAGAAUUAAAAGGAAUUUUUUGACUCUUAUAACUGAAGAUUCCAAGCAUAAUCAGGCAUAUGGUAACUAAGUUGUUUGGAUGUAAGACUAUAGGUCCCCUGCCCUUAUGGAAGUCUUUCCCGGAGGUAGAAAGAGAAUCCUCACAGUAAUUUUGAGCCUAGAGCCAACCAUGCCUGAAACAAGUAUACCUGAAGCCUUUUUCCCCCCACUCCACUGAAGCUAUUUGAACUGGAUUUUAACGUGGAACUAAAUCAUUCC
This is a messenger RNA of Talpa occidentalis (Iberian mole), 2509 nucleotides long. It is a transcript of the gene WDR53, whose product is annotated as WD repeat domain 53. The transcript has 3 exons. Gene Ontology annotation, molecular function: protein binding. The record is from RefSeq and is a predicted model, not a curated record. Bases 57 to 1115 code for a protein of 352 amino acids. Lineage: Eukaryota; Metazoa; Chordata; Mammalia; Eulipotyphla; Talpidae.